Brachypodium distachyon (stiff brome) is the source of this 1579-nucleotide messenger RNA. RefSeq names its product dolichol kinase EVAN. Gene Ontology annotation, cellular component: endoplasmic reticulum membrane. The record is from RefSeq and is a predicted model, not a curated record. Gene Ontology annotation, biological process: dolichyl monophosphate biosynthetic process. The transcript has 11 exons. Gene Ontology annotation, molecular function: dolichol kinase activity. Lineage: Eukaryota; Viridiplantae; Streptophyta; Magnoliopsida; Poales; Poaceae. Bases 175 to 1227 code for a protein of 350 amino acids.
GUCUGUUCAUGAUGACAAAAAAUGUUUAUUUGCUCUGUCAUGGCAUGGCUGCUGUGAUCUUAAUCCAGCAUAUUCUAGAGAAGUUCCCUUCAUGUUCAUCUUUUGGUUUGUACCUGAAGUCUAAGAUGAGAGGCAAUUUUGGUAUCAAGUGGUCUCGUUCUUUACUUUGGUGAUAUGCUGGCGCAUACUCUUUCAAAGAUGGAGUUUUCUUCAUCAUCAGAAGCAUUCAUUCACACACCUGGAACUCGAAGUGAGAUAGCCACAGUUAUUCAGGGGAUUUUACUUGGACUUUUUCUACUGCCCUUGCUGUACAAAAGUUCUCUUCAAGUUUGGAUUUACUGCCGAACACUAGGGAAGCAAAGAACGCAUAAAGUUCAUAAAUGGACAGAAAAAAGAAUAGGUUCUCUUGUAUUUUAUGUCUCAUUGUUGGUGGUAUUGCUGCUCUUAGUGCCAUCAUGGACACGCCUUGUUCAAGGUCUCGAAGUGCAUCCAUUUGUUUGGAUUGUUAACUAUAUGCUCACCAAUUCACGUGAACGGCUUGCUUUAUGUGCAUACUGGAUAUGUGUGAUAUGUGUAUCCAUUCGAAGAUUCUACAGUAUAUCAAAGCAAAGCAAAACAGAGAGGAUUCUGUUGCGCAAGUACUAUCAUCUUGUUGCUGUCCUGAUUUUCUCUCCUGCCGUUAUAUUUCAGCCUGCUUUCUUGGACUUGGCAUUUGGUGCAGCAUUUGCCGUUUUCUUAAUUUUGGAGAUGAUUCGUGUUUGGGAAGUAUAUCCUCUUGGGCAUACCGUACAUCAGUUCAUGAACGCCUUCACUGAUCAUCGUGAUUCUGAGAUUCUUAUCGUUAGUCAUUUCUCGCUCUUACUAGGCUGUGCACUUCCUAAAUGGAUGUCCUCUGGAUUCAAUGACCGACCACUUGCCCCUUUCGCUGGUAUUCUCAGCUUGGGGAUAGGUGAUACCAUGGCAUCAAUGAUAGGGUACAAGUACGGUGUCCUGAGAUGGAGUAAGACAGGAAAGAAAACAAUUGAAGGCACGGCGGCUGGCAUAACUUCUGUACUAGCAGCUUGCUCAAUCCUGGUGUCACUCUUAGCUUCAAGCGGAUACAUUCUUUCACAGCACUGGUUGUCUCUUUCGGUUGCUGUGACGUUGAGCUUAUUACUGGAAGCAUACACGGCACAGCUGGACAACGCUUUCAUACCCCUUGUAUUCUAUAGCCUUCUAUGUUUAUAAAAAAGAGAGUAAACAUGUUGUACAUCAAGCAGAGAGUAAACAUGUUGUACAUCAAGCUGACCUUUUGAGGCCCUCUUUCUGACUACCACUAAUAUAUAGUAUAGUCCAACAGUCCAACAAGGCAUAGCUAUAGUUAUUAUUUGGUCUCUUUGAUCCAAGCAGAGAGUUUAGGUUUAGCAAUAAGAAUAUGAGAAUUAGUGGAAGUUUUUCAGCAGAGGACAUUUUUCGGUAUAGUUGGCUGUAAGCUCGGUCUAAGUUGUAGUUGUAACAGCUUGUUUCAAAUUGGUCCCACUCCAUCGAACCUUUUGUACACACUUCUCUUCAAAAUGUCUACAAAUUUAUUUCAGCUUUA